This is a messenger RNA of Lutzomyia longipalpis, 2702 nucleotides long. RefSeq lists its product as uncharacterized. Gene Ontology annotation, biological process: mesoderm morphogenesis. The record is from RefSeq and is a predicted model, not a curated record. Lineage: Eukaryota; Metazoa; Arthropoda; Insecta; Diptera; Psychodidae. Gene Ontology annotation, cellular component: extracellular region. Gene Ontology annotation, molecular function: growth factor activity; heparin binding. Bases 497 to 1135 code for a protein of 212 amino acids. The transcript has 5 exons.
CGAGGAGGGACAUGGAGGAGAGGUAAAGUGUCUCAAACAUCCAGCAAUGCGAGUUCACACUCAAUUCACCAUCGCAGUUCAAAUCAGUUUACUCUCGCGUUCGCAAGGCAACACCAGCUUGUCUCUCGCUAAAUCUCGCCUCAAAGGCUCUCCAAGAAUAAAUCAUUAAUUUAAUACUUUUUUUGAGGAAGAAAGUGGUGCUCUUUAGUGUUGAGUGUGCAUAAUAAUUAUUGAAUUUUCUUUACAAAAAAAAAUUUUGUGUGCUUCAAGAGAGUGUUGGAAGAGUUUCCUUUUUUUGUGUGUGCCAAAAAGAAGGGGUGAAGUGUUCGGUGUUUUGAGAAAAUAGAUUGGAAUCUUCUGCAACCAGUGACCACCCAGAUUUAAAAAAAAAAACUCCCACACACUCACUUAGAAAGAAAAAACAGAAGAUCCCUUGAAAAUCUUCUUGAUAACUUCUUGUGGACUUUUCUCAUCGAAUAAGAAGGAUUUUUUCACGAUGAAUUUCUUCCUGAUUUGCUGCCUAGCCGUGGCUUCACUCUCAAUAUUCCCCACCAAGACACAAUGUUCCCCCGAGAAGCGUGACCUGGAACCAUCAAUGGGUGAGAUUUGGCAGGAAGAUGACCACGAGGUACUCAUAAGGAAUGAACGGGGUACAAAGAAUGGCAGCAGUGGCGGUAUGGCCAGUGGUAAGAGAGGAAAUCCAACGAAAUUAAGUAAAAAACAAGAAAAACAGAAAGAUAUCCUCUCGAGUGAGAAGCAAAUGCAGAGAUCCUGCCGAUAUGUAAAGAGUGCGUGGACUGAAUGUGACCCAAAGACAAAUCAGCGAUCCCGAACACUUACCCUCAAAAAAGGUGAAGAUGGAUGCGUCCAAACACGAACGAUUCAGAAGAAAUGCAAGAAAGCUUGCCGGUACGAGAAGGGCGCCUGGUCGGAGUGCAUAGGCGGCAAAAUGUCGCGCUCGGACAAACUAAAGGCCACGAGUGAUGCUGCGUGCGAAGCAACUCGUGUUGUCAACAAGAAUUGUAAUCCAGGAAAGAACAGCAAGGGUGCGGAAGGUGGGAAGAACAAUGGGCCCAACAAGGAGCAACGUCAGAAGAACAUCAAAGACAAAGCUGGACGCAAAGGACGUGCUUAAGAAAAUUCACCAUCAACCCACAAAUCACCUCUCAUAAGCGAUUUACUACACAUUCUUAAGUUUUUUGGGACAAAAAUCAUCUUGAAUUUUGAGGAAGAAAAUUAGAAGGAAAAAUCAUCUGAAAAAUGGAUUUAAAAAAAUUCUAAUACUAUGUUUUAUUUUGAGUUUGAUAAAUUCUGUACAAGAAAGUCGAAGAGGCCCAUUAAUGGAGGAUUAAUUAAUGUUAAAUGAUUUUAAUAAUAACGGUGUUUUAUACAAAAUUUGUUCUUCUCUACGUGAAUAAAGAAAAAAAAAACAUGUAAAAUUUAAUCAGUGUAAUUUUUUGUACAAAAAAGUAAAAAAAAAACGACGAAAAAGAAAAAUUUCGAUAGAAGAGGAGAUAAUUUGUGGAAAAAGGAAAAUUCCUUUACCUUUCUCGUGCAUUUUCCUCUUUGAAAAAAAUAAACUAUUUAGAAUACUACAUCCUCCUGUGUAGGCCACAUCCUUUUUAAUAACUAUUACCUAUUUACUUUAAAAAAAAUUAAUUAAUCUAUCCCCUAAAUGAAAAUGGAAAAGAUAGUAAAAGAAAAAAAAGAAAUUCUUACUUAUAGUCCCCCCAAAAGUAGAUGAAGAAAUAAAAAAAACUUUUUCGACUCCAGUAAGAAUAAUGACUAAAAAAAAGAAGAGAGGAGCGAAUAAAAAAUAGAUAUUAAUUGCUAUAGAAAUAGUUAUAUUAAAGAAAUCUUAAUUCUUCAGAAUAAAAAAACGAAGGACAUUUUUCAUAUAAUAUAGUAAAGACAGAUGCAUUGUUUAAAAAAUUCUUUUUUAAAUAAAACUUUUAAGAGAAAAACAAAUUGGUUCUAGAAGGCGAAAGAGAAAAAAAAGAAAACUGGAAAAAUACUUAUUUAGAUAAUAAAUUGAGAAUACACUUUAUAUAGAUAUUUAGUCGUAUUGGUGUUUUAGAUUUAUAAAAAGGUAAACAAGAAAAAAAAAGUGAAGACAGAGAGAUUAGAAAAUUGCAAAGAAAGUGAGGAAAUAGAAAGAAAGAAUUAUCUUAUAAACAUAGAAUUAGUAUUACCACACAAUAAAUCAAAUAUAUGUUUCGAAAUAAUUUUUUAUCCAUGCAUAACUUCGUAAAUAAAUAAAUUAUGCAAAAUAAAAUAUUCUACUUACAUACAAAAAUUUUAUUCCGCGAAAAUCCCACAAAAAAAAUCUUUUUUUUUAAAGAGAAAUGUGAGGCAAUAGACAAAAAUUUCAAUAAAUAAAACAACGAUUUUUAGACAGAAAAAAAUAUCCCAUUCAAAUUCAUCCAAAUCACAAACAAAUAAGAAUAAAAUGUAUUCUUGUAAAUUGUACAGAAAGUUUGCAAAAAAAAAAUCCUCAUUAUUCAAUGUUCAUUUUUUUACCUUUGAAAUAAAAUUAAUUUUCAUGCUCAGAUAUAAAAAAAAAAUAAAUAAAUAAAAGAAAACCAGAGGAGCGAAAAAUUGGUGAACAGAGCAAAAAUCUUUUGUGAUAUGUUGUCCUCAAUGUAAAAUUUAAUGUUUAUUCUGUCGGAUACAAUAAAAUAUAAAAAUACUUUAAAAAAAAA